CACUUCCUCUGCUCUUAACCUCAUGAGUAGUCUACAUUUAUGCCGCGUUUACUGUCAAUAACAGGCCCUUGUAAAUGCUGGAAAGGUGAAGUGUGGCAGAUUGAUGGCUGCCUGUGUGCUGUGUCGAUGGGUGCCCAGGCUACGCUACCUCCAAGCCUUGAGAAAGGAUUUUACCCGGGCUCAGCACCACCAUGGUAAACCAGAGGGUGAGACUGAUGAGCAGGAGGGGAAGAAGGGAACAGUUCAACACCAGGAAGCCUCUCUUCAAGGAUGCUACAGAGUGCAUUACAACCCAUCUUCAUAUCAUCAAUCUGUGCAGAGCUCUGCAACCUCCCGGAGCCAAACAGAUAAUGAUGAGGAUGAACGGUGUCUCUCCACUCUCACACCUUCCUUCUGGCAACAGAGCAAUCGCUACAGUGUGAGUUGCUCGCGGCACCUUUCCAGCACAAAUAACACACUUCUUGACUUAGCUUUCAACAAAGGCUCUGAACCCCAAAAGCCAUCCGUGUCACCCUAUCACAAACCUGUACUGCCAGACGUUAAAGUAGAUCCACGUGCCUUCCACAAAUGCCGGCCUGAGUAUGCCUCUAUGGCCUUUGACCUCACCCAGCGGCCCCAACCAAUAGAAUGGGAAGAGGCCUUCUCAGUGCUCCAAAAAGCGGCUGUUUUAAAGGGCAGCAUGAAGCCAUCUCAUGUGUCUCAGUUUCUUGUGGAGCUUAGCCGCUUGCACCCAGACCAGAUGUCAUUAGUAAGGAGCGACCAACGCUUUACCAUCCUCCUCCGAUAUUCUGUGGAAAACCUGCGCCUCUUUACUGACCUGCAGCUACUGGAAGUGAUGCAGUCGUUUGUGUGGCUGGAUAUGCCCCCUUCCCACACGGUACUCGGGUUGUAUGAGACCGAACUGAGCCACCGGGCCAAACAGAUGACUUUACACCAGUUGCUGUUAGCUGCUGAUUUGUGGCGCUGUAUUGGGAGGCAGAUCCCCCAGUUCUUGCAGCAUCUCUAUGACUUAGUCCAUCUAUAUCUGGGUCAGAUGGGGGUCCCUGAGCUAGUCCAGCUAUUGUAUAUAAUGGGAGAGGGUAGGCACUGCCCAACAAGCUUAAUCCGUCCUCUACAGCAGCUUCUAAUGCACCAUUUACAACAGUUGUACCCAGAGGAGGUUGGCGUUGUCUGCUUGGGGCUCUUUAAAUCCCAAACUUCAAUAUCUGAGAGUGUAGUUACUCAAAUUGUGGAUAAAGCACUCUCUUCUGUGAAGGAGAUGAGUGACUUUGCCAUGGUGAAUGUCCUGAAAUUCUUGCGUUUCAGUUAUCUGUAUCACAAAGCGUGGAUGGAGGCCAUGACACAGGAAGUUCCGCAGCGCGCCCCCAGGAUGGGUGUCAAGGGGCUGAUGCAUGUGGCACUGGCCUCUUCAGCGCUGCAUUAUUACAAUGAUAACAUCCUUACUGCUGUCGCUGAAAGAGUGCCCUUGCUGGUGCCACACUGUAGGAGUAAAGACUCAUGCAAACUGCUGUGGGCCUUUGGCACAUUAAGGUUUCUCCCAGCGCAGAGUCCAAGCUUCUACCCAAGCCUGACAGAAGGCCUAAGACAGAGGAAAGCUGAAUUCCAACGAUACCCAGAGCAUCUGCUCACUGGUCUCCUAGGCCUGGCCUUUGUUUCUCAGUUCCCAGAGGACCUUAUUGAAUUAGCCCUGAGCCCUGACUUUGUCAAGUUAGCACGGAAAUCAGCACAGCUGGAGCUGAAAAAAGACUUGUUCACUUUAGACGGAACUGUGGCUAUGGAGUUGCCUCAGUGGACUGGCCCGCGGCUAAGCAGUGAACUGACGGAGGAGGUCACUGAGCUGCUGUGGAAGUUUGCUCAAUCAGAUGUGUGUCAGAAACCUGAGGUUCAGGAGGCAGAAUCUGCUCUGCAAGAUCUGCUCGGAGGAGAGGAAUUUGUAUGUAAGAGAAUGAUUCUGCCCCACACUCGCUCCAUUGACCUGGAAGUACAUCUUGACUCCACUGGGGAGCCAGUACCUGUUAACCCAGCAUCCCACACAACCACAUUAUCUCCUGAGAACAGUUCCAAAUGCACUUCAAACCAGGGCUGGGGGAAAAUAAAUAUUGGAGUAACUCUAACUGAGGAACUAUUAGCACAGCUAAUAAAUACAAAAGGCGCCACAGAACCUGUAACCCCAUCUCUUACAGUUAAGUCUAGAUCUCUUCGCAGAGUGGAGCAUGAUGAAAGGAGACUGUUUGACACAGGACUUAACUUGACUAGCGACAUAAUAGAAACUCUUACCCAACUCAGUAGCACAGGUUCAGCCCGGCAGAAAGCCAAAGGCGCAGCCAAACUCGCAAUCCAGGUCUCUAGCAGGAACCACUACUGCUGCCAUUCACAGCAGUUGUUGGGCCUUCAUGCCAUGAAGAGAAGGCAGUUGAAGUUGGCAGGCUACAGGGUUGUAGAGCUUAUCCAUCAUGAGUGGUUUCACUUGCUGAGGAAAAGCAGGGCUGAGAAGCUGGCAUACCUGCACUGCAAAAUCUACGACAGUCUGCAAUGAUUCUCUGACCUCCGAGAGCCAAAAGAAGACACAGAAAACUCGGCAAACUGUGUAGGCACUUUGUCUUCAGGGCAAUAUUUAGUUUGUCAUGUGUAUGUGCAAAGCACAGAAAAAUGUCUGAUAAGUGGACAGAAUUUCUUUUAUUUCCACUUACCAUUGACUUUUUGUACAUGUUCAGUUCAGAAUGCAUUCUUAUGGAUUUUGUAAAAAAAAAAAGUGACAGUUAAGAUGUUUUGG
Toxotes jaculatrix (banded archerfish) is the source of this 2773-nucleotide messenger RNA. RefSeq names its product FAST kinase domain-containing protein 5, mitochondrial (gene fastkd5). The transcript has 2 exons. Gene Ontology annotation, molecular function: RNA binding. Gene Ontology annotation, biological process: mitochondrial RNA processing; regulation of mitochondrial mRNA stability. The record is from RefSeq and is a predicted model, not a curated record. The coding region runs from base 104 to 2536 and encodes 810 amino acids. NCBI's taxonomy places the organism in Eukaryota, Metazoa, Chordata, Actinopteri, Toxotidae. Gene Ontology annotation, cellular component: ribonucleoprotein granule; mitochondrial matrix.